GAGAGCGAUGUUUGCUAAUAGAGAUGCUGGGCGCAGCAUUCUGGGAGAGUGACUUCCCACGGCACAGGAUCCUUUGUGCCUCCAGCAGCAUCUGCAGCAGGGUGGCUGUCUGGCACUGUUUCUUUCAUUUUGGGCAGGUUGUGAGGCUCAGAGCCAUCCCCGGCAAAUUCGAGGAGCCCCACUUUCCCACCAACCCCAGGUUAAUGUUCUGCACGUUUGUUCUCUGUGUGGCAGGGAAGCAGCUCAACGGAAGAAAACAGUGCUCUCACCGUCUUGUACAUCUGAGGUGUGUCAUCUUGCCUUUGCGCCUCCCACCUCCGUGCUUUACACAGGGAGCUUGGAUUUUUUUUUUUCUUCUGUCAGGCUGUUGGGCAGGACCGGAUUCUAGUGUGACAGUUUGGCACUUCCCUUCUGCUCGGUGCCGGUAACUGCUUGUCAUGAAGAUGGUAGAGUGGGAGCCUGUGUCUGAAGAGCCAAGGAAGCUGAUGUGGAGAUGGAGUAGAGAUUUCUAGAAAUCUGAACGUCCACACCUUGGGGAUGGGUUGCACGACCAGUGUGAUUCUCUUCAAAGGCAUCCGCACCGUUUUUGAGAGAAACUGUUCGUACAUGUGCAAGCAGCAAGGGGAAAGUAAUGCCCUUGAGUACACGGCAUACAGCUGGUCAAAAGAAGACUCAGAUCUAUUGAUCUCCUCCUGCCUGGCAAAGCCAAAGCUCAUCGAGCCACUUGACUAUGAGAAUGUCAUCGUGCAGAAGAAGACCCAGAUCCUGAAUGACUGUCUGCGGGAGAUGCUCCUCUUCCCUUAUGAUGACUUCCAGACGGCUGUCCUGAGGCGGCAGGGGCGGUAUGUACGGUCCACGGUCCCCUCGAACGCAGAGGAGGAGGCACAGAGCUUAUUUGUCACUGAGUGCAUCAAAACCUACAACUCUGACUGGCAUCUUGUGACCUAUAAAUAUGAAGAUUACUCAGGAGACUUUCGACAGCUUCCGAGCAAACUGGCCAAGUUGGAUAAACUUCCAGUUCACGUCUAUGAAGUCGAUGAGGAGGCCGACAAAGAUGAGGAUGCUGCUUCCCUGGGGUCUCAGAAGGGUGGGCUCACCAAACAUGGCUGGCUGUACAAAGGCAACAUGAACAGUGCGAUCAGCGUGACCAUGAGGUCAUUUAAGAGGCGGUUUUUCCACCUGAUUCAACUCGGUGAUGGAUCCUAUAAUCUAAAUUUUUAUAAAGAUGAAAAGAUCUCCAAAGAACCCAAAGGAUCCAUAUUCCUAGAUUCCUGCAUGGGUGUGAUUCAGAACAACAGAGUCAGGCGCUUUGCUUUUGAGCUCAAGAUGCAAGACAAAAGCAGUUACCUCCUGGCAGCAGACAGUGAGGCGGAGAUGGAGGAGUGGGUCACGGUUCUCAACAAGAUCCUCCAGCUCAACUUUGAAGCUGCAAUGCAAGAAAAGCGAAAUGGGGACGCUCAUGAAGAUGAUGAACAAAGCAAACUGGAAGGUUCCGGUUCCGGUUUGGAUAGCUACCUGCCUGAACUUGCCAAGAGCACCAGAGAAGCAGAAAUCAAACUGAAAAGUGAGAGCAGAGUGAAGCUUUUUUACUUGGACCCAGAUGCCCAGAAACUUGACUUCUCCUCCGCUGAGCCAGAAGUGAAGCCAUUUGAAGAAAAGUUUGGGAAAAGGAUCCUUGUCAAGUGCAAUGAUUUGUCUUUCAAUCUGCAAUGCUGUGUCGCUGAAAACGAGGAAGGACCCACCACAAAUGUCGAGCCUUUCUUUGUCACCCUGUCCCUGUUUGACAUAAAAUACAACCGGAAGAUUUCCGCUGACUUCCACGUGGACCUGAAUCAUUUCUCAGUGCGGCAGAUGCUGGCUCCCACAUCCCCAGCUCUGAUGAACGGCGGCCAGAGCCCACCUGCCUUCCAGGAUGCCCUUCAUGCCGCAGCCAUGCAGUAUCCGAAGCAGGGAAUAUUUUCAGUCACGUGUCCUCAUCCAGAUAUAUUUCUCGUGGCCAGAAUUGAGAAGGUCCUCCAAGGAAGCAUCACGCAUUGUGCUGAGCCAUAUAUGAAAAGCUCAGACUCGUCUAAGGUUGCUCAGAAGGUGCUGAAGAAUGCCAAACAGGCAUGCCAAAGACUAGGACAGUACAGAAUGCCGUUUGCUUGGGCGGCAAGGACAUUGUUCAAGGAUACAUCUGGAAACCUGGACAAAAAUGCCAGAUUUUCUGCCAUCUAUCGGCAAGACAGCAAUAAGCUUUCAAAUGACGACAUGCUCAAGCUACUCGCAGACUUCCGGAAACCUGAGAAGAUGGCCAAACUCCCAGUGAUUUUGGGCAAUCUAGACAUCACGAUCGAUAACGUCUCCUCUGACUCCCCCAAUUAUCUGAAUUCAUCAUACAUUCCCAUGAGGCAGUUCGAAGCCUGCAGUAAAUCUCCGCUCACUUUUGAAGUAGAGGAGUUUGUGCCCUGCAUACCCAGACACACCCAGCCUUAUACGGUCUACAGCAACCACCUUUAUGUUUACCCAAAGUACUUGAAAUAUGACAGUCAGAAGUCUUUUGCUAAGGCCAGAAAUAUUGCUAUUUGCAUUGAGUUCAAAGAUUCCGAUGAAGAAGACUCUCAACCUCUGAAGUGCAUUUACGGCAGACCGGGUGGCCCAGUGUUCACGAGAAGUGCCCUUGCUGCGGUUCUACACCAUCAACAAAACCCAGAAUUCUAUGAUGAGAUCAAGAUAGAACUGCCAACCCAGCUACAUGAGAAGCACCAUCUGCUGUUCACCUUCUUCCACGUCAGCUGCGAUAACUCGACGAAAGGGAGCACGAAGAAGAAGGAUGCUGUUGAAACACAAGUUGGCUAUUCCUGGCUUCCGCUCCUGAAAGACGGAAGGGUGUUGACAAACGAACAGCACAUCCCUGUCUCAGCCAAUCUUCCAUCUGGCUACCUUGGCUACCAGGAGCUCAGCAUGGGCAGGCAUUAUGGUCCAGAAAUUAAGUGGGUAGAAGGAGGCAAGCCUCUGUUGAAAAUUUCCACUCAUCUGGUUUCCACGGUGUACACUCAGGAUCAGCAUUUACAUAAUUUUUUCCAGUACUGUCAGAAAACGGAAUCUGGAGCCCAAGCCUCAGGGAAUGAACUUGUAAAAUACCUAAAGAGUCUGCACGCAAUGGAAGGCCAUGUGAUGAUCGCUUUCCUGCCCACCAUCCUAAACCAGCUGUUCCGAGUCCUCACCAGAGCCACUCAGGAGGAGGUUGCCGUUAAUGUGACUCGGGUCAUUAUUCAUGUGGUUGCCCAGUGCCAUGAGGAAGGAUUGGAGAGCCACUUGAGGUCAUAUGUUAAGUUUGCCUAUAAGGCCGAGCCGUAUAUCACAUCUGAAUAUAAGACGGUGCACGAGGAGCUGACCAAAUCCAUGACCACCAUUCUCAAGCCUUCCGCUGAUUUCCUUACCAGCAACAAACUUCUGAAGUACUCAUGGUUUUUCUUCGAUGUGCUGAUAAAGUCCAUGGCUCAGCAUUUGAUAGAAAACAGCAAAGUGAAGUUACUACGGAACCAGAGAUUUCCAGCCUCCUACCAUCAUGCGGUGGAGACUGUGGUGAACAUGCUGAUGCCACACAUUACGCAGAAGUUUCGAGACAACCCGGAGGCGUCUAAGAACGCGAACCACAGCCUAGCUGUGUUCAUCAAGAGAUGCUUCACCUUCAUGGACAGGGGCUUUGUCUUCAAGCAGAUCAACAACUACAUCAGCUGCUUUGCUCCUGGAGACCCCAAGACUCUUUUUGAGUACAAGUUUGAGUUUCUCCGUGUGGUGUGCAACCAUGAGCACUAUAUUCCUUUGAACUUGCCGAUGCCGUUUGGAAAGGGCAGGAUUCAGAGAUACCAAGCUUUUCUCUCUCCAGCUGUGGAGUCCAAUGACACUCCUGUAGAUCUCCAGCUUGACUACUCCUUAACGGAUGAGUUCUGCAGAAACCACUUCUUGGUGGGAUUGUUACUAAGGGAGGUGGGCACUGCCCUCCAGGAGUUCCGGGAGGUCCGCGUCAUUGCCAUCAGCAUGCUGAAGAACCUGCUGAUAAAGCAUUCUUUCGAUGACAGAUACACUUCGAGGAGCCAUCAGGCAAGGAUAGCCACUCUCUACCUGCCUCUGUUUGGUCUGCUCAUUGAAAACGUCCAGCGAAUCAACGUGAGGGACGUGUCGCCCUUCCCUGUGAACCCAGGCAGUAUUGUAAAGGAUGAGCCCCUUGCCAUACCAGCUGGGAAUCCACUCAUGACGCCACAGAAGGGAAACACACUGGACCACAGCCUGCACAAAGACCUCUUGGGCGCCAUCUCUGGCAUUGCGUCUCCAUAUACAGCCUCAACCCCCAACAUCAACAGUGUGAGAAACGCCGAGUCAAGAGGGUCUCUCAUCAGCACAGACUCGGGCAGCAGCCUUCCCGACAGGAACCCCGAGAAGAGCAAUUCCCUGGAUAAGCAUCAGCAGAGUGGCACGCUGGGAAAUCCUGUGGUUCGCUGUGACAAACUGGACCAGUCCGAGAUUAAGAGUCUGCUGAUGUGCUUCCUCUACGUGCUGAAAAGCAUGUCCGACGAUGCGCUGUUUACAUACUGGAACAAGGCUUCAACCGCUGAGCUGAUGGACUUCUUUACAAUAUCCGAAGUCUGCCUGCACCAGUUCCAGUACAUGGGGAAGCGCUACAUAGCCAGGAACCAGGAGGGGUUGGGACCCAUAGGUCAUGACCGAAAGUCUCAGACAUUGCCUGUUUCCCGUAACAGAACAGGAAUGAUGCAUGCCAGAUUGCAGCAGCUGGGCAGCCUGGAUAACUCUGUCACUUUUAACCACAGCUAUGGCCACUCAGAGGCGGACGUCCUUCACCAGUCACUUCUCGAAGCCAACAUUGCUACCGAGGUUUGCCUCACCACUCUGGACACGCUCUCUCUGUUCACACUGGCUUUUAAGAACCAGCUCUUGGCUGACCAUGGACAUAAUCCUCUCAUGAAGAAAGUUUUUGAUGUCUACCUGUGUUUUCUUCAAAAACACCAGUCAGAAAUGGCUUUAAAAAAUGUCUUUACCGCCUUAAGGUCAUUAAUUUAUAAGUUCCCCUCCACGUUCUACGAGGGGCGAGCAGACAUGUGCGCCUCCCUGUGCUACGAGGUGCUCAAGUGCUGUAACUCCAAACUGGGCUCCAUCCGGACCGACGCUUCCCAGCUGCUCUACUUCCUGAUGAGGAACAACUUUGACUACACGGGCAAGAAGUCCUUCGUCCGGACGCACUUACAGGUCAUCAUUUCUGUCAGCCAGCUGAUUGCAGACGUGGUUGGCAUUGGAGGAACCAGAUUCCAGCAGUCCUUGUCCAUCAUCAACAACUGUGCCAACAGCGACCGGCUCAUCAAGCACACCAGCUUCGCCUCCGAUGUGAAAGAUCUGACCAAGAGGAUCCGCACAGUCCUGAUGGCCACAGCCCAGAUGAAGGAGCAUGAGAAUGACCCAGAGAUGCUGGUGGACCUCCAGUACAGCCUGGCUAAGUCCUAUGCCAGCACCCCCGAGCUCAGGAAGACAUGGCUGGACAGCAUGGCGAGAAUCCAUGUUAAAAAUGGAGAUCUCUCAGAGGCAGCCAUGUGCUAUGUCCACGUAACAGCCUUGGUGGCAGAGUAUCUCACGCGGAAGGAAGCUGACCUAGCACUCCAGCGGGAGCCGUCUCUCUUCCCCCACAGCCAUAACACGUGCCAGAGGAAGAGCCGGGGAGGCAUGUUCAGACAGGGGUGCACGGCCUUCCGGGUUAUCACACCGAACAUCGAUGAAGAGGCUUCCAUGAUGGAAGACGUCGGGAUGCAGGAUGUCCAUUUCAAUGAGGAUGUACUGAUGGAGCUGCUGGAGCAGUGUGCAGAUGGACUUUGGAAGGCCGAGCGUUACGAGCUGAUCGCUGACAUCUAUAAGCUUAUCAUCCCCAUCUAUGAAAAGCGGCGGGAUUUCGAGAGACUCGCCCAUCUGUAUGACACGCUGCACCGAGCCUACAGCAAAGUGACGGAGGUCAUGCACUCCGGCCGCAGGCUCCUGGGGACCUACUUCCGGGUGGCCUUCUUCGGACAGGCAGCGCAAUACCAGUUUACAGACAGUGAAACAGAUGUGGAGGGUUUCUUUGAAGAUGAAGACGGGAAGGAGUAUAUCUACAAAGAACCAAAACUCACGCCUCUGUCGGAAAUUUCUCAGAGACUCCUUAAGCUUUACUCAGAUAAAUUUGGUUCUGAAAAUGUCAAAAUGAUACAGGAUUCUGGCAAGGUUAACCCGAAGGACCUGGAUUCCAAGUUUGCUUACAUCCAGGUGACCCACGUGACCCCGUUCUUCGAUGAGAAGGAGUUACAAGAGAGGAAAACGGAGUUUGAGAGGUGCCACAAUAUCCGGCGCUUCAUGUUUGAGAUGCCUUUCACCCAGACGGGGAAGCGGCAGGGCGGCGUGGACGAGCAGUGCAAGCGGCUGACCAUCCUGACAGCGAUCCACUGCUUCCCCUAUGUGAAGAAGCGGAUCCCUGUCAUGUACCAGCACCACACUGACCUGAACCCCAUCGAGGUGGCCAUUGACGAAAUGAGCAAGAAGGUGGCCGAGCUCCGCCAGCUGUGCGCCUCGGCUGACGUGGACAUGAUUAAACUGCAGCUCAAGCUCCAGGGCAGUGUGAGCGUCCAGGUCAACGCUGGUCCACUAGCAUAUGCCCGGGCCUUCCUCGAUGACACCAACACGAAGAGAUACCCUGACAACAAGGUGAAGCUGCUGAAGGAAGUUUUCAGGCAAUUUGUGGAGGCGUGUGGUCAAGCCCUAGCAGUGAAUGAACGUCUGAUUAAAGAAGACCAGCUGGAGUACCAGGAAGAGAUGAAGGCCAACUACAGGGAAAUGGCCAAGGAGCUCUCCGACAUCAUGCGUGAGCAGCUGGGAUGAUCCCUGGUGGAUGGGCGCCAGCACUCAGGACGAGGAAGGACAGAAGUAGAGAGAAUUAUGGGCUGGAUCGAUUAAGCCCCUAGAUCGAGCACAUAGUAACUGCAGUGGUUUGCUAUGCACUGCCCCUUAAUUUUCCCAUUGUCUCAGCAUCUGUGAAGAUUAAACCCUUUUGAGCCCAUGCAUAGAAAGAACUGUGACCUGGCAUGGUGGCUUUGGUGUUCCAGAGGAUCCUCUGCAUGGGUCUUCUGAGCCUCCACGAAGCUAGAGAGAAAUCAUACACCCAGAUCCUUUUCUAUUCUUAUUUGCCAUGAAGAGGCACUUAAGUCUGUAAGACCUGAGAAAAGGAGGCCAGAAAGAAACGCAGAUAAUCCAAAUUCACUUACAGAGGUUUUUUUUCCAAGGGUUCAUGUGUAGUUCAUGUCUCAAUGGAGCUGGAAGGUAGACCACAAGUUACCUAAGAUCUGGCGAGUCUAGAAGGCUCCCAUUCCUUAACUUGUAAAGGAAACAAAGCACAUUCUUUCUGUCGUUCUCCUUACAAUCCCAGUGUGAAGGUGGCCAUUUAUUAGAUAAGCUAAAACCAUCUAUGCAAACUGGCAAAGCCCAGGCCUGGCUGUGUGCAUCAUCAUGCAGAAUGGCAGCUGGAUGUGAGCCGUGUAUGUCACCUCAGCGCUGAGUGGCUGGCUGCCGGAGCUUUGCACUUUGAUUAUCUUGUCUUUCUGUGCCUCAAGAUUUGCCCCCUGGAGGAGAAGACAAGCGUCCUACCAAACUCUCUGCACAUCUUCAACGCCAUCAGUGGGACGCCCACGAGCACAGUGGUUCAAGGGUUGACCAGCUCGUCCUCGGUUGUGUGAUUUUACCUCAUGAACCACGUGUAGGGACAUGCUUUGUCAUGUGCGAACUCAGGAUGACUUCCAGAGCUAAUCACUGGUGUGGCCAAGCACAGGAAGAAGCCAUGGGGAACCGGAUCGAGAGGGAGCCUGGACUGUGAUAUUUAGUAGCAGAUUUAUAGGAGUUGGGGGAAGGUGCACAUAUUUUUUAAAUCUCACUGGCAAUAUUUAGUUUUCCUCAUGUCUUAACAGGAGUUUGUGGUGGACACUCUUAAGCUGUAGUUCAGUUUUAUUCUUUUUACAGCAUAGUAUUAACUGACCUAAAGGAAAAAGGAAACUGUCGGAGGACAUUUUUAGCAGACGCAACAAGCACUGAAACUGAGGCUGGGGACCAAGCUGGAAAAAAUCUUGAAAAUAUUUUUUUCCUGUGGCACAUUCGGGUUGAGUACAAGAGCUAUUUUUGUGUCUAGUUUUUGAUGACUGAAGGGGAUUGACUAUUGUAACUUUUGUACUAGUGAACGAGGAGACGUGGAGCCUUUGUAUUCAAGCCUUGUGUUGCAAACGCGAGAGCUUGAGAAGCUGUCUGUGAGCCUCAGCCUGGUCGGGCCGCGUAGAACCAGAGGCUGCCCUAACAAACUCCACACUGAAGCCCGGCGCACAUACCGUUUGUUAGUGCGGCGGCCUUCUGCUGUGCACAUGCCCUCACAUUUCUACGUUUUUAAUACACCCACUUCCGCGUGUUCUCGCUGAGCCGUUUGUGCUGUUCUCCGUGGGGGCAAACACAUUGGACGUAACUGUUUAUUCUUGUACAUAAGACGUGCAAUAUGGAGAUGUAUACAGUCUUUGCUACAUAUUAGGUUUAUAAACUGUUAAAAAGAAUUUUCAUCCUUUUGCCAAAAUGGUGGAGUAUGUGAUUGGUUAACCCUGAAUCCUGUGGUGAGUUGGGAUAACUUAAGAUUUUCACCAUGUUAUAUUUUCUUUGAAGACUUUAAUUCAGUAAUUUUAUAUUUGGAAAAAUAAAGGAUUUUAAUUUAACUGGAA
Peromyscus maniculatus bairdii (prairie deer mouse) is the source of this 8765-nucleotide messenger RNA. The record is from RefSeq and is a predicted model, not a curated record. Lineage: Eukaryota; Metazoa; Chordata; Mammalia; Rodentia; Cricetidae.